Molecule: messenger RNA, 4291 nt
Organism: Hemibagrus wyckioides
Lineage: Eukaryota; Metazoa; Chordata; Actinopteri; Siluriformes; Bagridae
Gene: tox3
Product: TOX high mobility group box family member 3
Exons: 7
Coding region: 620-2332 (570 amino acids)
Biological process (GO): regulation of transcription by RNA polymerase II
Cellular component (GO): nucleus
Molecular function (GO): chromatin DNA binding
Source: RefSeq, a predicted model, not a curated record
CUUCAUUACGCUUAAAAACACACAGCUUGAUGUAGGCUGAUGUUAACAAGGAGACUAUUGGUUAUCUCUGAUCCCCUGAAACCCGGCGGCAUAAUUAAUCUGUAAACUGCACUUCGGAAGUUUUUUCUUUCUUUCCGUGAGACCUGAAGGGCUGAUAUUAAGGAAACACACACAAAAAAAAAGACAAUGGUGACGGAGAGAAGUAUCCUAUGGAAAGGAGUCAUUUUGAUUAUUUUUUAGAUUAGUCAAACUUUGCACUCGGACGCAUUUCGUUUGAAUCUGAUGCUCUGAAAGGACUGGCUGUAAAGCAGACACGGUUUUCACUUUGCUUCAACACUGUGUGUUAUCGGGGUUUUGCCUCCUUUUGUGUCCCGCACUUCUCCGAGCGCGCGCGCGAGACCCGGACAUUUUCCUUACCUCCUCGAGGUGAACCAUAGCCCGGGAUUACCAAAAAAAAAAAAAACUUUUUUAUUCCCUAUUCAAAUUGAAUCACUUCCUUAUUUCUUUCUGUGACACUCCACCAUCCAGCCUUCCUUUUGGAUUGUAAAUAAAGAAGGCAGCGAAAAGAAACACAAACUGGUCGCAGUGCAGCUGCGCUUUUCCAAAGGGGGGAAAAAACAUGGAUGUACGAUUUUAUCCGUCCUCAGGGGGGACUUCCAUUCCGGGAGAUCCACAGAACAUGGAUUUCUCCCAUUGCUCUGGCUACUACAGCUACAACAAGUUUGGAAACAACAAUAACUACAUGAACAUGGCUGACGCAAACGGGUCUCUGCUCGCCGGUGGAGAUACAUUUCACACUCCAAGUUUGGGAGAUGAAGAGUUUGAGAUCCCUCCCAUCACUCCUCCUCCGGAGACCGAGUCCGGUCUGGGACUCCAUGAUGGGGGCUCAUCAUUCCCCGGGCUUCCUGAACAUCCCAACCCUCAGCGAGCACAUUUCACCCCACAGUUCCCACCUCAGAGUCUGGAUCUGCCUUCCAUAACCAUCUCCAGGAACAUGAUGGAGCAGGAUGGAGUGGGCAUCAAUAAUGGCCUCCCUGUGGGUAUUUCACAGUCUCAGCUGCGUCAGUACCCGCCAAACCCCACCAUGGUCAUGCGCUCCAUCAUCAACAUGAACAACCCCAAUGCGAUGAUGUCACGCAACCAGCUGACCACCAUCAACCAAUCGCAGCUGAGCGCCCAGCUCGGCCUCAACAUGACCGGACCGAACAUCACCCACACGUCCCCGUCUCCGCCGGCCAGCAAGUCGGCUACGCCAUCUCCAUCCAGCUCCAUUAACGAGGACGAUCAGGAGGAUGGGAGCAAGAUCGGUGAAAAGCGUCCAGCUCCAGAUGCCGGAAAAAAGCCCAAGACACCCAAGAAAAAGAAGAAGAAAGACCCAAACGAGCCCCAGAAGCCCGUCUCGGCCUACGCACUGUUUUUUCGAGACACUCAGGCGGCCAUUAAGGGUCAGAACCCCAACGCUACCUUUGGGGAAGUUUCCAAGAUCGUGGCAUCCAUGUGGGACGGUCUGGGAGAGGAACAGAAACAGGUUUACAAAAGCAAAACCGAGGCGGCUAAGAAAGAGUAUCUAAAAGCUCUCGCUGCUUAUCGUGCCAGUCUGGUGUCAAAGGCUGCAGCGGAAUCUGCCGAAGCUCAAACUAUUCGUUCAGUGCAGCAGACCCUGGCGUCCACCAGCCUCUCCCCCGGCCUGGCUUUGCCGUCUCCACUCUCCUCGCCUCUGUCCCAGCACCCGCCCAUGCCCUCAGCCUCCCAGGCCCUGCAGCAAGCCCUUCCUCGAGCAAUCGCCCCCAAACCGCUCCAGAUGCGUGUCGGAAACAGCCACGUGGUCACUUCGGUCACUGUGGCGCACCAAAACAUGGCGCCCGGCAUGCCGUCUCAAAUGCUGGGCCAGAUGUCGUCGUCUCAGAUGAGCCCGCCUAUGCACGCGGCCAUGCAGCAGCAGCAUUUGCAGCACCACCAGAUGCAGCAGCAGCAGAUGCACCACCAGCAGAUUCAGCAGCAGAUGCAGCACCAGCAUUUCCAGCAUCACCUGCAGCAGCAGCUUCAGCAGCAUCACAUGCAGCAGCAGCAGCAGCAGCAACAACAACAGCAGCAGCAGCAGCAGCAGCAGCAAAUGCAACAGCAUCAGCAUCCACAUCAACAUCAGCAUCAGCACAUGCAAAUGCAGCACAUGCAGAUGCAACAGAUGCAUCAGAUGCAUCAGCAGCAGUCGCAUUCGCAUUCGCCCGUCCAGCACUCGCCUGGAACGCCUCAUUCGGCGUCACUCGGAAGUCCGCAACCACCGCCUCCGCCGCCUCAGAUCCAAGUCCUCUCACAAGUCAGCAUCUACUAACUACACAAAAUUUUUUUUUUUUUUUCCUGCAUUCUCAACUCGGAGAGAGAAGACAUAAAAAAGGCAGCGUUUCAAAGUUGCUUUUUUUUUUUGAAGUUGCACUUAAGAAGUGUGUAAGAAUAACAUAAGAAUGUUACAAAGAACUGUCCUUUGUUCUAGAUGGAUAUGCGGACACGUGUAUAAAAAGAAGAAAGAAACGGAGCCGAAGGCUAUUGCCCCGAUUUUGUCUAUAAAAUAGGCAGAGCUACGAAGGGUCUGAGUGCCUGAUUUUUUUUUCUUUCUUUCUUUCUUUCUUUCUUUCUUUCUUUCUUUCUUUCUUUCUUUCUUUCUUGUGUGUGCUUUUCUUUUUCUUUCUUCUUCUUUUUUUCUUUAAUCUCUAUCUUUGAGAAAGUUUCUGGGCACAUCGAUGGCAGAGGGACAGUCUGGGUCAGGCUUUUUUUUUAUAUAUAUAUAGAAAAGCUUUAUAUACUUGGCCAACAUUGGUGGUAAAACUACGGAAGCUCUAAACAGAAAGAUACUGACAGCUUUCGACUUGACAACACGGAGGACGACGGAUACAAAACGGAAGUAUUGUCGAACCGUAAAAGACGGGAAGGUGCAGGCGGGGCUUAUAACACACACACACACACACACACUGCGGAGGAGAUCAACUGCUCUCUGGACAGUUAUAUCAAUAAACAUCAAUAAAUUCCUUUUUUCUUCUUCUUUUUCUCCUACCUACGUUACGUUUUCUGUAAAAGAACCUCGAGGGAGGAACCACGCUUUUCUCCGCAUCUCUGGAGAGGCCUGAAAUGAGAAGAACUUACUUUUAUUGCUGCCAGCGAGCAGUUUUUUGGGGUUUUUUUUCUGUCAACAAGACUCAAAACUGAAAACUCCUGAUAUCCUGCUGCACAUGAGCUGAGGAAACUUUUCCUUUGAGAGAGAAAGAAGAAAAGAAAAGAAAAAAAAACACAACUCUGGCUCAAAUGUGUGUAUAAAUAGCACUCCAAAAAAAAAAAGAAAAAAAUUCUAUGUAUUUGUCUUUACCUCAAAAAUUUAAAUUAAGUUUCUGUUAAGUUUGUAUUCAUUUUUGUGUAAUAAAAGUGCAUAUUUUAAGGAUAUUUUAAGGAGAAAUUGCAAAAAAAAAAAAAAAAGAAAAAAAGUCAAGGACUCACGCCAGUGUUUUAACGAUCCGUGUAUUUUUACACUGUUCCUUGAUAGCAAUUUAAGUGAAGGGUGGAACUGAGUCCUAGCAGAAGCUUCAAAAAUAGUUGGGGAAAGAAAAUGAAAGUAUUUUCUGCCAGCUGUAUAAAAAAAAAAGAAAAAGAAAAGAAAAACACGGUGAUGGCGACAUAAAGGAAAGUGUACAUUUUUCCAUAAUCACCAUGUUCCAGUUUAAUACAGAAGGCUUUAAAUUCUGUUGAUAAACUGACCUGUGGAUUGCAAACGUCACGUAGUGCGUCUCCUUUUUUUAAUUUUUUUUUUAUUUUUAUUUUUAAAUGAUUUCUAAUGGCAGCAGUUUUUUUUUCGUUGCUUCUAAAUCAAAAUCAACUGCUUUAAAAAAAAUAAAUAAAAUAAAAUUAAAAAAUAGAAUAAAGACAUUUCUCAUAGACUCACCUGGCUUUCGCACCGUUACUAGGACUAUACGUUUUACAAGGUUGGGUUGUUUUUGUUUGUUUUUUUUUGUUGUUUUUUUUUUUUUUCCUUCUUGUUUUUAUUUUAACGUAAAGAAAAUGAAUCACAUUCCAUCAUUAACAUGUCACACUAGCCCUCGUUUUUUUUGUAUGACGUGUUCCAUUGUUUGCAAUUCAAAUAACAAUCACAAAUAUUUAUUUGAGAGAAAGUUCGAUUCAUUUCAAAGAUUAUAUUAGCCAUACUUUUGUAUGAUAUAUUUCCUCAAUGUCUCCUUGUUAGUUAUUAAAGACUAAAAAAUAAAAAAAUUAAAAUAAAGACAUCCUUACGUCAAGCUUUCCGCUCUUC